This is a messenger RNA of Rhodamnia argentea, 2624 nucleotides long. RefSeq names its product leucine-rich repeat protein 2-like. The record is from RefSeq and is a predicted model, not a curated record. Gene Ontology annotation, molecular function: protein binding. The transcript is spliced from 5 exons. NCBI's taxonomy places the organism in Eukaryota, Viridiplantae, Streptophyta, Magnoliopsida, Myrtales, Myrtaceae. The coding region runs from base 155 to 2557 and encodes 800 amino acids.
CCGAAACGCUGUUCAUUUCUUCAAUCUGCGGAGACAUCUGCGAAAAUUCUUUGCUUUUCAGUCGCCGAUUCAAUCCCUCAUUUUCCUCGAGUCAUUUCGGAUUCUGCGUCCUCUCUGUGCUAGCAAUCUUCUGCCAGAUUCGGGCAAACCAAGCAUGGACUUGGGAUGUUUCGACAUGGGUUGCAUUUCAGUCUCCGACAAGCAAAAUGCCGAUCGUGGUCUUGGUUCGGAAGAGAAGGAAGGCGUCCCACUCCCAGUUGAGAUCAAUACAUCGGCCUCGAAACCGGGAAAGAAUAAACUCUUGAAGGAAACAAGGCAAUCAAUAACAGCCCUCAACCGAUUCACUUCACUGAUUAAGAAGCCUCCACACCGUAAGACGUCUCCUAUCAAUUGGUUUCCGCGCAAGAAGGUGGACUCCUACUUAGAGAGGAAGAUAAAAAUGCUUCAGGAAAGAGAUGGCAUGAACUUAAGUCUCGAUCAGACUUUAGAUGAUGCGAAUCCACAUUACUCGAGGGUACUUAGAGAAAAGAUGGCGGCAAGAGACGCUGCACACCGGGCAAUGGAGGCUCGAAAAGCUGCAUUGGUGGAAGCAUCCUGGAGUCGAAUACUACAAGCAGCCAGGAUUCAGAGUAAAGAAGCGAAAUCUUUGCUGCAGACAGCAGAGAAGAAUGCUGCUGAAGCUUUUGAAGCAGCAACAGCUAUGGGAGUGAUCAUGUACGAUACACCAAAUUGCUCUCGGCAGUCUACUAAAAUACAAGCUUCUUCUGUAAAUGAAGGAGGUUCUACUACUCAUACAGUUACAGCCUCUUUUGAAACUGCAUUUGAGGUAGACCGAGAAGUGGCAGCAGCCGUGAAAAGUGCAUUCAUUAGGCUUGCCAAUUGCCCAUCGUUUAGUAAAGAUGAAUUCAGGGACUUGCUGCAAAAGAUCAGCCAGAACCCAGACACAGGUGAGGCUAAUCAGGAGUUAAAGGAAUUUUCAUCAGAAUAUGAUUCGGGAUCAGGGUCAGAUUUUGAAACAGCAUCACAGAAGAAUGCUAUUAGCUCUUUGGAUUUGAAUGCUAGCAAGCCACUUGAAGGAACAAGACAGAGGAGAAACAAAAGGAGGCAGUCCUUGGAAAAGCUCACUAUGGAAAAGCUGGUGGAAAUGAUGGUUGAGAGACUCAAACGUUUGCAGGAAGGGGAACUUUCUUCUCUUGCUACUAUAGUUGCGACCCGUGGUUUAAAUGUUGCCUUAGCUGAAAUCGAGAACAGUAAGGAUCCUGGUGCUGCUGCUGGGUUUUCCAAUGCUUCAGCUGUUUCUAUCUCCAGGAGAAUGUCAUCUUCAGGUGGUGCUGCUGGAUUUUCCAACACUCCAGUUGUUUUUAUCUCCAGGAGAAUGUCUUCUUCAGGUGCAGGAUCCGCCAAAAAUUACAAUUAUCAAAGUUUCCUAUCUGCACAGGCGAGAAAGAACCAAGCACCAGAACUGCCAAGUUUGGACAAGUUCUUAGUCAAGCAUAAGUCGAAGCUUGAAAUAGAGGUAGAGAAGGCCAAGAGUCGAAAGAAUCUUGGAAAUGAGACGGUGGGUAGCACAUGUAUAACUGGUGAGGUCAGCUCGGAAAUUACUGGCACUCAAAAUCGUUCUUUGGAAAAGGAUUGCAGAAAUGCGGGUGUUAAUGCUCCGUCUUCCGAGUCUGUUCCUGACUUUGGAAGCAUGCUAGUCAAGCAUUCUUCAAAACUCGAGAAGGAGAUUGUGGAGAUGAAGAGAAAUUGUGGAGAAGAAUAUGAGCCAACUUUGAAGGGUCAAAAUGGGGUCCUUGGUCUGGCCAAAGACGCUUCUGGAGUUCCAAGCUUGGAUCAGGUUUUGGUGAAGCAUGUCUCAAGGCUGGAGAGGGAAGUCGAAGAAGCGAAGAACGGGAGGAAGAAUCGCUCAGUUGAAGGAUGUGAAAUGAGUAGUUCAGACAAAGAAUCAGAAGAAGUCGAUGUAAAUUCAGUCCGAGAUUGUGAAACUAUUGGGAAAGAGAAUCUGGAUGUGAGCAAUAUUGCAAGAGAAGAGACAGAAGAAAGUCUAGACAAGAUCCUAGUCAAGCCACUACACAGAUUGGAGAGAGAAAAAUUACAAGCAUUAUCCUCAAGGAGCAAUUAUGAGUAUCAGAAGCACCAAAAGAAACAAUAUGGACAUAAUCUUGAUGAUUGUGAGAGUUUGGACGAAAUUUUGGUGAAACAUGUCUCAAGAUUGGAGAAGGAGAAGAUGAGGACAAAGUCAGAAGAAGGGUUCUCUGUAAAAACGAGAAGCGAUGCGCACUUGCCAGUGAAUGCCGAGGGUGGUCUGCACCAGAUCUUGGUUAAACAUAAAUCAAGGCUAGAGAGGGAGAAGAUUGCUGCUGCUACACAACAAGAACAAAUUAAUAAAGACUAUGUAACCCGUAGAGAAGCAAGGGAGCGGGAGCUUCACGAAGCAUGGGGAGGUCUAAGUUUAGGGAAUUCGAUGAAACCGCAUCUGUCGAAACUCGAACGAGAAAAGGCAGCGUGGAUUAAGGCUGAAGAGGAGGAAAGAAAAAGGACUCUGCAGGAGUUAUAACCUUCGUCCAAAAUUCAACCAUUUCAGAGGGAUUUUUCUAGCUAUAAAUGUAAAGACGGAGCUAGGA